Topomyia yanbarensis is the source of this 2611-nucleotide messenger RNA. RefSeq names its product transmembrane protein 145-like. The coding region runs from base 78 to 2486 and encodes 802 amino acids. Lineage: Eukaryota; Metazoa; Arthropoda; Insecta; Diptera; Culicidae. The record is from RefSeq and is a predicted model, not a curated record. Gene Ontology annotation, biological process: response to pheromone; G protein-coupled receptor signaling pathway. The transcript has 7 exons.
CGUGGUGCAGAAACUACGAACCUUAAAAACAAACUGAGAUUUACUGUUAGAAUUUUGUAGUUUCAACAAUAGAAAACAUGCUAAUCUUAAACGUUCUAAGCAUAUUCUUGCUAAUCAAAGAAGGCGAAGCGAAAUAUGUCGAGGGUCAUCUGAAAACGAGUGCUGAUUGGGCAUUUCUGGCCAGAUUCUGUUUCCUGUCCAAUCACGGCCGUUAUCAGUAUGAGAUUGAGUACGAAAAGAGGAUUGGCGAACUAAAGCUACUGCUGUACUACGAUGAUAAAACGCAAUGGCCUGCUGUGUAUAAAACCGAUAAGACGUGCACUGAAAAACUUUCCGUACUCAGUGCGAUUGACAAUCAGAUUGUGCCUUUGACGUACACAAAUCAUCUCUAUUCCGGUUGUACCCUGGUGACUCCAAAUUCCAAAGAUGGUGGCAAACAUAUUGUUAGGCGACCUGCACCUGAUUCUAAACCGGAUCGGAUUCCAACGAAGGAAGAUGAUUCGUUUUCAUAUGAUCAAUUUCUCAAAUCUAGUACUACCGAAUCGAGCAUCGGAACUGAUGGUUAUGAUUUUAACUUUACGGAUGUUGAUUUGGAAUCACUAAAUACUACAGAUUUGUAUUCCGGUGAAAUUUCGUUUCACAAUGAUGCCUCUAAUGGAUUGGAAAAUAGUACAGAUUAUAAAUUAUUAGUUGAGGAACUGUUCCAAGGAAGUGGUGACAGCGGAAAUAGUAGUAGGAUUAGACGAGCGACAAAGUUGGAAAGGCUCGUUAUCAGUUGCGCCAACCAUGGAACGUUUACUAGUUCGAGACAAAGAUGGUGGUACAUUGCGAUAGCGAAUUGCGGAAGCAACAAAGGCUUGGAUGUUUGGUACAGAUUUAGAAUGACAAACGGUGCCCUGGGAGAUUUUUGGCACGAGCACUUUUCAGCAGAUGAAAUGUACAUACCGCCUCUCCUGCUGAUUGAAUCGAUCUCCUACACCCUAUUGCUGCUGGCGGUUUUCUUAUGUGCCAUUGAGCUCAAAACACGCCACUUGUACCACUGUACUUAUCGACUGUUCGCGCUUAGUGUCCUACUGCAGUGGUUCGGUGUCCUGUUGCUCAGUGUGACCUGGGCCAAGUAUGCCGUCUCCGGUAUUGGACCAUUUACCAGUUUCGGUGGAUUUUUCACCAGUGCCAGCGAGAUUACAUUUCUCCUACUGCUGCUCCUGAUGGCCAAAGGGUACACGAUCACCAGAGCACGGUUGAAGACCUGUGCCACGGUGAAAAUUACGGUAUUCACAAACUUGUAUGCAAUCGUGUACAUUUCGUUGUACAUCUAUCAAGCGGAGGCCUUCGAUCCCGGAGAAGUACUGAAUCUGUACGAAUCACCAGCUGGCUUCGGACUGGCUGGACUCCGAUGUGUGAGUUGGGCAUUUUUCAUCUACUCUUGCGCAGCCACAAUCCGAAAGUUCACUGAAAAAGGUCCCUUUUACUAUCCCUUCACUCUGCUUGGAUCAAUGUGGAUCAUGAGUGGACCAAUUCUAACCGUAAUGGGAGUCUCAGUGCUUGAUCCAUGGGUUAGGGAAAGUGUGAUGCACGGUGCUCUCGGUUUGGUAGCAUUUUUGGGUCACCUAGCGUUCCUUUGGUUGACUUGGCCUUCGAGAGCUAACAAGAGCUUUCCGUAUCACGUGAGGACCAAUCACGUCGGUAUUUCAACGGUCGACGAUGAAGUGACCUAUCCGAGACAUACCUACGAACCAGCUCCACCGGAAACUGGAGUCAUUAUCCCAUUGUCUAGUAACACGGCCACCCUGAACGGAAUCUAUGAUCAGUACUUGCGGGAGCGAAACGUCUACCAUAGCGCAUCGACUCCGAUUAGUUACGUUUCAUUCCCAGCCGCUGUGAAGGUUGAUGCAACCAACCAUCUUAAUCACCGCAAUAAUCACAAUCACACGCGCAUACUUUCGAGACCCCAGCAAUCUACUAGCAGUGAUUCGAUGGUAGACGACAAUCAGCCGUCUAACAUCUACAGUCCCCCGGAGAGUGCCCCACACAGUUUGGCCAUUAGCAAUAACACCCACAACAACAAUGAUGACAACAAUAACAAUUACGGCAAUGACGUCCUAGUCGACUCCGGUCAUCCCUCGUUGGACAUAUCAAUCUCAACCAGUCCUCCAAAGGAUAACGGAAGUGAUUCACUGAAUAAUAACAGCAGCUCCGAUGUAGGAACUGUUGUAGAUCAACGCCCGCCAUCCUCGGGGACGAUCGGCGUGACUCCGUUGGCACCUCCUCUCUCGGAUGAUCCGAACAUUAGCAGUCCGAAGAUGGAACCGACCAGGGCGUUCAAUCCCUUCAUUGUUGGAGCUGCUUCAUCGGCUGCCGCGGAGGAACGUCGUCGGCUGCCGAACAAGAUUCUACUGCCUAGACUUGAAGGAGGACACAACACGGAAGGUUCUGCCGUUCCGAAGCAUCUGUUUGCUGCAAAACGGGAGGAACGGGCUAGCUAAAAUGGAUAUUGGCCUUUCUGGUUUGCGUUCUACAUUAACCACGAGUGAUUUUUAUUGUAAAAUGUAAUAUUUCUUUUCGAAGGAGCACGUGUAACGGAAAUUCUAUAGAAAUAGUAGAAAGCUAA